Messenger RNA from Anopheles coustani, 2074 nucleotides. It is a transcript of the gene NELF-B, whose product is annotated as negative elongation factor B. The record is from RefSeq and is a predicted model, not a curated record. Gene Ontology annotation, biological process: negative regulation of transcription elongation by RNA polymerase II. The transcript is spliced from 2 exons. Lineage: Eukaryota; Metazoa; Arthropoda; Insecta; Diptera; Culicidae. The coding region runs from base 98 to 1864 and encodes 588 amino acids. Gene Ontology annotation, cellular component: NELF complex; nucleus.
ACGCAAACAGAAUCGCUGUACAUAAAGUGGUUAUCCUCUUACAGCAUCUUCAAAUCAAACACUGAAGCAGCUCGAAAAACGACGCAAAUUAGAAGCCAUGUCCGCUCCGCCUAAAUUUCCCGGCACCGGACUGGAGGAAGUGAACGUACCAGGACAGGCGUACCUGCGGGAGGCGCUUUCCUGCUGCGACGACCCUUUGAAAGCUAUCGAAAACUUUCAACUGGAAAAUGGAAUCCUACUGCCAUCCCUACGGCCAAUGCUUCCGCUGCUAGAUUUGCACGGCGUCCGGCGAUUAGACUUCCACACUUCUGUGCUGGAGGAGUUACGGGACAAGCUCAUUGCCCACAUCAAUGAAGUAGGAGCUAAGGAAGGACGCGAAAGGGACCGCAAGCUAAAGGAGUUGCUGGUAAAAAGUUUCCCUGUGGUCCGCGUCAAAGCACUCCGUCCAGUGGUGAUGUGCAUUCUGCGAAAUACACCCCAUAUCGACGAUAAGUAUCUGCGUAUUUUGGUACGCGACCGAGAACUCUACCAGGAUACGGACACGGAAGUAAAACGACAAAUCUGGCGCGAUAAUCAAUCUCUCUUUGGCGAUGAGGUAUCACCACUGCUGUCGCAGUACAUUCGAGAGAAGGAGCAUAUUCUUUUCGAUCAUCUCAAUCUUACAAACUUGUUUUUUACGCCCACUCCAAAAGUGCGACGACAGGGAGAGGUAGUUCAAAAGCUGGCGCACAUGAUCGGAAAUAGCGUCAAGCUAUACGAUAUGGUCCUUCAGUUUCUGCGAACGCUGUUUCUACGCACAAGAAAUGUCCACUACUGUACGCUUCGGGCGGAAUUGCUAAUGGCACUCCAUGAUCUCGAAGUACAAGACAUUAUCUCAGUAGACCCUUGCCACAAGUUCACCUGGUGCCUGGACGCGUGCAUUCGUGAGAAAAACGUUGACAUUAAGCGUUCUCGGGAACUGCAAGGAUUUCUGGAUAAUAUCAAACGAGGCCAGGAGCAGGUAUUGGGUGAUUUAUCGAUGACGCUCUGCGAUCCGUACGCCAUUAACUUUCUCGCCACAUCGGCCAUCAAGAUCCUGCAGCAUUUGAUCAAUAUUGAAGGGUUAUCGCGUGAAAAUACGAUACUUAUUCUUUUGCUUCGCAUGCUUGCGCUAGGCCUAUCCGCCUGGAUUAUGAUAGACUCGCAGGAUUUCAAGGAGCCGAAGCUCGACAGCCAGGUGGUAACAAAAUUUCUUCCAGCUUUGAUGUCUCUCAUGGUGGACGAUCAGGUACGAAAUCUGCAUUCAAAGCUUCCGCCCGAUGAGCGAGAAAGUGCCAUUACUACGAUCGAACACUCGGGUCCCGCUCCGGAUGCGGUGGAGGCGUACAUUCAAGAGAGUUCCGUCGCAUCCAUUCUCGCCAUGUAUUACACGCUGCAUACCGCAAGACAAAAGGAUCGAGUUGGAAUCUUGCGCGUGAUGGCAAUUCUUUCGUCCUGUAAGGACGAUCGUGCAUAUGAGGAUCCCUUUUUGCACUCGCUCAUCGCACUCAUUAUUCCGAUGUCGGACGAAUUUGCAAACGAAGACUUUUGUACUGGCCUUUUUGACGAGUUUCUCUUUGCUGGGUUAACCCGAGACAAUGUAACGCGCCACAUGUUGAAGCUGCUGUGGUAUAUACAUCAGAAGCUUCCACAAGCCCGCCUGAUGACGUUGAUGAAAGCACUUCAACCAACCGCUCAGCACCAUGAAAGUGUACACAAACUGUACGAAAAUCUUCAGAAACGUGUUGGUGCUUUGCAUCAAGAACCACAGCCAGAACCGAUGGAGACGGACUUUGACUCACCGUUGAAGAAUGUGCCAACGCCAGGCCCACACUAUGUUAGCUAAGUUCUUCCAUUUUCUCUGCGAAUAUUAAAGUAACAUGUCAAAACAUACAAAUAAAUUGCCUAUGAAUGAAGGGAACUUAUGGUAGGAUUGUUUCGAUUCACAUUGAAUGGUUUAUUUAUUUCUGUUGGUAUUGUUUCCUCUUCGGCGAUGUACACUAUUGCUGGUAAAAAUUAUUCCCUCGUCACAAUUAGCAGUUUAGUGUAACUUUUC